Molecule: messenger RNA, 1214 nt
Organism: Anneissia japonica
Lineage: Eukaryota; Metazoa; Echinodermata; Crinoidea; Comatulida; Comatulidae
Product: GDP-mannose 4,6 dehydratase-like
Exons: 10
Coding region: 121-1200 (359 amino acids)
Biological process (GO): GDP-mannose metabolic process
Molecular function (GO): GDP-mannose 4,6-dehydratase activity
Source: RefSeq, a predicted model, not a curated record
GUCUCAUUUGGACUUGUCCGAACACGCCCGAGGUUUCGCUCACAAUUUGGCUGCCGUUGACGUCAUCUUAGGAACGAAACCACAUUUGACCUUUGACAUUAAUGUUUACACGAAUGAAAGAUGGCAGCCUACAGGAACGACGUGGAUGAGAGCAUGAAUGCCGACAAGAAAAGCUGUUUAAAAGUUGCUCUUAUAACGGGUAUUACUGGUCAGGAUGGUUCUUACUUGGCAGAGUUCCUGAUAAAUAAAGGAUAUAUGGUUCAUGGUAUUAUACGGCGCUCUAGUUCCUUCAAUACAGGCCGAAUCCAACAUUUAUACAAAGAUCCAACCACUCACACAUCAGGAGCUAUGAAGCUUCAUUAUGGUGAUUUGACAGAUAGCACAUGUCUUGUAAAAAUCAUUAGCCAAGUUCAACCCGACGAGAUCUAUAAUCUAGGUGCACAGAGCCAUGUAAAGGUUUCUUUUGAUAUGGGAGAGUACACAGCAAAUGUAGAUGGUAUCGGAACCUUGAGGCUUCUAGAUGCUGUACGGACGUGUGGUCUUGGCGAUAAGGCCCGCUUCUACCAAGCAUCAACAAGCGAGAUGUACGGCAAAGUGCAAGAAAUUCCUCAGAAGGAGACAACACCAUUUUAUCCACGAUCUCCGUAUGGUGCAGCCAAGCUUUAUGCUUACUGGAUCACUAUCAACUUCCGUGAAGCCUACAACAUGUUUGCUUGCAAUGGCAUCCUGUUUAACCACGAAAGCCCAAGAAGAGGGGAAACAUUUGUAACUCGGAAGAUCACAAGAGCUGUGGCUAAAAUCCAUUUGAAACUCGGAGAAGAAGUAUGCCUUGGAAAUCUGGAUGCACAGAGGGACUGGGGACAUGCAAAGGAUUACGUUGAGGGGAUGUGGAUGAUGCUUCAACAAGACAAGCCAGAAGAUUUUGUGAUUGCUACCGGGGAGGUUCAUAGUGUACGCCAGUUCGUUGUGGCCGCUUUUAAAUGCAUAGGAGAAGAAAUAUUAUGGGAAGGAUCUGGUGUCAGUGAAGUUGGCAAGGACAAAUAUACAGGGAAUAUACGUGUCCGUGUGGAUGCAAAAUUUUACCGUCCAACGGAAGUGGUCCGGUUGUGCACCCAAAGUCAAAGAUCUCCCCGGCAGAAGACCUAUUGUCUACAAAGACCUGUUAUUGAAGUAUUCCCAGAGUUCAGACCAUUGUUCUGAAUGCAAGAUUUUCA